GGUGGUGUAUACCAUCACUCUGGAAUUGAAAGUGGAAUACUAUCACAGUUUUUAGUGUCUCCUGAAUUGCAGAAGUUGACGUCAGUUUCAAUGCAAGUUAAUGUUGAUGGACUUCCACUUUUCAAAAGCUCAAAUGCCCAGUUCUGGCCAGUUCUUGGUUUAAUUGAGCAAUACGUGUGUAAUGUCCAACAAAACAAACUUCCAUUUGUCAUUGGUCUCUAUUAUGGGAAGAAGAAGCCAAGCAGCCUUCACUUUUUGAAUCCUUUUGUAGAAGAGGCACAGCGACUUGAAGCGGAAGGAGUUCUGUUUGAAAGGAGAGCACUUCCUUUCAAAAUAUCAACAUUUAUCUGUGACGCCCCUGCUCGUGCACUUGUUCGAAAUGUGAAAGGUCACAGUGGAUAUUAUGGGUGUGACAAGUGUGUUCAAAAGGGGGUCCACUACGAGAACAGGAUGACCUUUCCUCAAACAGAUUCUGCUCCAAGAUUAGACCAUGCAGUCCGUGACGAACUUUCUGAUGACAGUCAUCAGUGUGGAGAAACGCCAUUGGCAUUGUUGUCUGUUGGUUUGGUCACCCAGUUCCCACUGGAUUAUAUGCAUCUGGUAUGCCUUGGAGUGACAAGAAAGUUGUUGCAUCUUUGGCUAAAGGGACGGCGGCUGACAAGAUUUUCGCCCAGCAUGGUAAAAGAGCUCUCCAGAGUACUCCUGACCUUCACACCUCAUGUUCCGUGCGAGUUCAACAGGAAGCAACGAUCCAUGGAAGAUGUUGAGCGUUGGAAAGCUACAGAAUUCAGGCAGUUCCUCUUGUACACUGGACCAGUCAGCUUAAAAGGCCUUGUACCAACUCAAGUGUACAACAACUUCAUGCUGCUUUCAGUUGGCAUCACCAUCCUACUGAAUGUGUCCCUGUGUGCUGACCUUGCAGACUAUGCACACAGAAUAUUGGUUCUCUUUGUUGAUCACUGCAGCAAGCUUUAUGGAAAAGAACAUGUGACAUACAACAUGCAUGGAUUGGUGCACCUCAGCCAAGAAGCCAAAAAGUAUGGCGUCCUUGAUAACAUAUCAUGCUUCCCAUUUGAAAACUUCCUUGGGUGUCUGAACAAACUGUUGCGCAAGCCUGCACAACCACUGGAGCAGGUUGUUCGCCGAUUGUCAGAGAGAAGUCAGCACAGAAGAACAAACAUCUCCAAAACAAGGUCCUUGAGAGAGCACAACCAUGGACCACUUCUCAACGGUCUUUCUGUGAAAAAGCAGUAUGAGGAGUGUUACUUUCAAGACUUUGUUGUGAAACGUUCAGAGGGAGACAACUGUGUCCUGUUGGAAAAUAAAGACAUAGUUGUUAUACAGAAUGUCGUCGUUGAUGAAAUGGACAACACUUUGCUCAUCUACAAGAGGUUCCGGAACAUGGUCGAUUUCUUCACUUACCCUGUGGAAUCUUCCAAGCUAGGCAUUUUUCAUUUAUCUGGCCUAUCAGAUACACUCCGCUAUACCCUUAUAGCAAAUGUGCAGAAGAAAUAUUAUCUUCUUCCUUGCCUGGAUGGAAAGGCUGGUUUUCCGUUGAUCCACUUGUAAAAAUGACUGCUUUUUUUGAAGGGAUGCUGUUUGCCAUUGUUCAGUUUAUUGAUGAGGAGGAUCAGCCAUUUGCAGUGGUUCCGCAAGUGUGGCUCAGCGAGGGCAUGUGCUAUUGGCCCCCAUUUAACCUCCGCAAAAAAGACAAAGGCAACAAUUUAGCCAUCCGCUGCACGCCUCCACACAGCACCUGGGAGAAACAUCAUUUUAAGUUU
Molecule: messenger RNA, 1781 nt
Organism: Cyprinus carpio (common carp)
Lineage: Eukaryota; Metazoa; Chordata; Actinopteri; Cypriniformes; Cyprinidae
Exons: 2
Coding region: 91-1569 (492 amino acids)
Source: RefSeq, a predicted model, not a curated record